Messenger RNA from Mytilus californianus (California mussel), 1468 nucleotides. RefSeq lists its product as uncharacterized. Gene Ontology annotation, molecular function: protein disulfide isomerase activity. Bases 71 to 1246 code for a protein of 391 amino acids. The record is from RefSeq and is a predicted model, not a curated record. Lineage: Eukaryota; Metazoa; Mollusca; Bivalvia; Mytilida; Mytilidae. Gene Ontology annotation, biological process: protein folding. Gene Ontology annotation, cellular component: endoplasmic reticulum. The transcript is spliced from 11 exons.
GUUAUCAUAAUCAAUAACCACGUGGAUAGCUUUCUUUUUAUAAUAUUUUUGGUCAUUUCAGUUAAUCAAAAUGAAUUUUCAUAUUUAUUUCAAAAUUAUUUUAGUGUACUUUUUACAGUUAGCAGAGCUGAAAAUAAUUGAGAUAUCUGGGUCAAACCUUCUCCGAAAGCUUCAGAAUGAUGGGAAAUUCUUGAUAAUAUAUGUAACAAAUGGUUGUCAUGAAUGCAAUCUUGCUUAUUCAAAGUUUGUGGCUGCUUCUCAACCAUUUGACAGAGAGGAAAUAAGGUUUGGGAGAAUUCAGCAUACUGGACUUGCAGCAACAUUAGAAAUUGAUACAUUUCCAUCGCUAAUCUACUUCAAAGCUAAUUCAUAUCAAGUUAAUAGGGCAAAAAUAGAUAUAACAGUUGAUAGUAUUAUACAACUAAUCAGUGAUGUCACAAAGAGAGACUUUAUUUAUAUGGACAAACAUUACACUGUGGAAAUAAAUAAAGCCAAUUUCGAUGAUACACUUGAUACACCUCGCCAAUGCAAAUUAUUGCUGUUGUAUACAAAUGAGAAUAAAGACAAAGUAGAAUGGUUUGAUGACUUAGCUGAGUUGUUUAAAAAUGACGAGAAGAUAAUGUUUGCUCGAUUGGAUGUCCACAGAGAAGGCGAACUAAAGGAUAGGUUCAAAGCGAGGGCGUUCCCAGCUUUAUACUGGUACAGCGAUGAUGAAAUUCCCCGAAAGAGCAUGUACGGGGGAAGAUUCGAUAAAAUAGAAAUAAUGGCAUUUAUUACUGAUAAAACUGGGAUAACAAGACAGCAAAAUGGGGCUUUACCAGAAGGGGCUGGGCUUUUGAAAGAAAUGGACGAGCUGAUCAAAGCUAAUAAGAACACAAUCGCUAGUGGGAAGAAAAUGAAAAGGAUUGUACAGAAAGCUAAAGAAAUUAUGGAAUAUUACGACGAUAAAGACAUGCAAGAACUAGCAGAAUACUAUGUUUACUUAUUGGAAGAGGUUGAAUACCACGAGGAAACAUCAGUUAUAGAUGAUGAACGAUAUUAUCUUAUCCGAGAAUUAGUCGAUCCAAAAGGACCAAGACAACGGGAAUUAUUGCUAAAGAAACAAAAUGUUGUUCGGCAGUUCUUUGAUAUAAUGGGAGAUCAGUUGCUGAAGAGGAAUUCUAAACAGUCACCUAUAGUAAAAGCCAAAGAACCACGCCCACAUAAACACCACCAUGAAAAAAUACACAGACACGAAGAAUUAUAACAAAGUAUCCAAUGACUAUUUCACUGAGUAAAGGAAUAUCUUGAAAUUUCAAAUAACACGUGCUCCCCAAGUUAUCAUUAUAGAAAACUUCUAAUAGUACUUACGACUUUCUCCUUGUUAUCUAGGUUGUUUUAAUUCAUAUGUAUUUUGUUCAUUCUUUAAUUAGGCAUUUUACUUAAUUUUGUUUCUGUUCUUAAAUUUGUAAUAAACGAAUUUUAUUUA